UUGAAAGAUAACAAGAAGUUGCAACAUCCGUCCCGGGACAAAUGCAGAUUCAUUUGGGGAGUUUUUGCAGUGUUACAGUCACGGCGUAAAGCAGCGAAACGGCUGAGGGAGCAGAGGUGGACGGCGAACAGUGUCUUCAUCCAUUCUUGACUGUCGACAAACAGCAGAAAUGUAUCCAGGAUCAGAAUAUUUGUCAAACUCAUUACAUGCUGCACAGAUAUUUCCGGAGGAAGUUCAGAAGGAGCUGUCUCCGAAAAGGGUCAUUCAAAGCAUCUCACUGAUGACCAAUGAGAGCCCUUAUUCACCUUGUCACCUGAACCUUCUGGGGGGCUCCCCCUGCGCGUGCCGUCGGAGUCCACGACUGUUGACUAAUGGUUAUUAUGAUGUGAGUGAAGAGAGUUUCAUUGAUGAAGAAGGGAAUAUUACCUUAACUCCAUCCAAAAUAAACAUCAGCUACAAGGAAAACCUGGUAAGAGUUUUCCGACGGAGGAGAAAGGCUCGUCGAUCGUUUGCAAGCUUCUUUUCCAUGGAUUCCUCAGGUUCAUGGCUGAACAGCCAACUCUUCAGUGGAGCCAGUUAUCCUCUUGCAGAAUCCUCAUGGAUUGAUGAGGGAAGUGAUUGUGACGCCAGCUACAGCCAAAAGUACGGACAAGGUAGUGUGGAUUUGUCCAGGACUGAUAAAUCUUGGUUAUUAGAAGAAGCUCAACCUCUCAUUGAUGCUGAAGUUUUCUCCACUGAAGAUCUACUGAUAGACAGAUCACAAAGAUUCUUGGAUCUUCCUUCUCAUUCCCAGAUCCGACCAGCAAAGUACUGCGUCAAUAAUGCGACAAAUAGCCCAGAGGCCGAUGUUAGGCUGUCUUUAAAGAGGGUGAACCCUCGCAAGGCGGACAGUCCCAAUGGAGUACCUGAUUUAAUAACCAUCAGGAACUACUUCUCCCACCUGAUAAUUCUGGCCCUCUCCAUCGCCAUCACUGUAUUCGCAAGGUGCUUUCUCGGAGGAGUGAUUGCUGCACUGAUCAGUACCACACUGCUGUUUGCAACCGUACUGACUACAGCAAGAUCAGCAUAUCCUUAUUUCAUUAAAUCACAGAAGAUCCUACAACAGACACAGGCUGAGGCUAUCAAGUAUAAAUGUAACUUGGCUCUUCUACAAGAGAAGCAAUGAAAGGCUCGGAAAUGUCUGGAAAAUUUUGAUGAACUAGUGCAAAGCAUUCAGACCAAGUUGGCAACCUAAUCCUAACUGGUUUAUGAAUAUACUUACAUGAGGGUCCCCCUAUAUGAUGCCUAUUCUACCCAUUGCCAAUAAUGUUCACUCUCUCUUGCCCCCUCUGCAAGCUACUCAAUUGUAUUUAAAACACAAAGGAAAGGCCAUAUGGGCAGUUAACUACCACCUGGUCAAUGGAGACAGAGGAAAGGCAUUAUGGGCAGUUAACUACCACCUGGUCAAUGGGGACGAAACCAGCUAAACAAUCUGCAAGGUGUAGCUUUCUAACGUUUGUAAGCCUUUGCCAAAGUUGGGCAGCAGACAAGUUUAGGAGCAAUAAGUCCUUCUAUUUGUCGAGAUGAAUUCACCAACUGACAUGCUGGACUCCUUUCCUACUUGACAACAGACGUACCAGAAGCAGGGAGCUGUUUGAGGAAUUGCAUGAUUUCUCUGAAUACUUCACCUGAUCAGAAGCCAACUAGGGUAAUAACCUGCUGUCCAAAUCACUCGCCUCCAUUAUUUUGAAUAUGGAAGAGGGAUUGAUGGUCACAAGAUCAUUGAAGGGAUUAUGAACACUCUCCAGGGUCAUAUUGUCAAUGACCAAAUAAGAAAUUAAGACCAUAAAACAUAGGAACAGAACCAGACCAUUAAGCCCAUCAAGUCUUCUCUGUCAUUCCAUCGUGGUUGAUUUCUACCCCUCUCCUGCCUUCUCCUGUAACCUUUAACAUCCUGACUAAGCAAGAACUUAUUAAUCUCUACUCGAAGUAUACCCAAUAACUUGGCCUCCACAGCCACCUGUGCCAAUGAAUUCCUCAGAUUCAUCAGCCUCCAGCUACAGAAAUUCUUCUUCAUCUCUGUUUUAAAGGGUUGUCCCUAAUGGGUGAGUUGUAAAGGAUAGAGCUGUCAGUCUUGAUCUUAGAGGCUCGUAACAGCAGCAAAUGUAAGGCACCCAAUUUAUCUUCACCAUGUAUUGAGGUUGUACUGAACUAUUUUGGUAAUGGGACAUCACUUAAUGGACAUAGAAAGAAUAUACUCAGCAGAUUGAAAUGUACAUCCAUGAAGAGCUACAGGCAACUUUUUUUAAAUGACUCCAGUAAAUUUAAUUUCAUAUCUGGGGAUGAUUGCCAGAUCCAUUCCUUAUGGGUUAUUGCUUCCAAAACCGAUUCAUUUGUGCAGCAGCUCCUCAUGUAGAUGCCACUUUUCAUGAGCCCUUGGUGGAGAGUCUGGUACUUUACCCCCGUUCAUCCAGCCUGAUACCUCUUUAAACGUGAUGCUUGUCACCACCCUUCUGGCCAGUUAGGUCGAGACCCCAACCAGGUCUCUGCUGAUUCCCAGCCCCACCCCCAACUCCCUUCUAGAUCACCUACUGGUUAAUUCCCUGCCUCCUGGUUAUUUACAUUUGUUUGCCCUGUUUGUGCCUCAGAGCAGGAUCAGAUAUUAUUUCACUGGCCUAUGUUGUGAAAUUUGUUGUUUUGUAGCAGCAGUAUAUUCCAGUAUAUAAUAACACAAAUAUAAAUUACAUUAAGAAAAAUAUGCAUAAUAAAUAAGUAGUGCAAAAAGAGAGCCAAUAAAAGGAGGUGAGGUAGUGUAUGUUGUCCAUUGAGAAGGGGAAGAAGCUGUUACCAAGAUGUUGAGUGUGUGUCUUCAGUCUCCUGAAUAACCUCCUCGAAAGUAGCGAUGAGAAGAAAGUGUGGCCAGCAGGUGAGGGUCCUAAUGACAGAUGCCAUGUUUUGAGGCUAGAGCCCAUGAGAGAGCCCACUGAGCCCGCAACUCUCUGCAUCUGUUUCUGAUCCCGUGCAGUCCCCCUCCAUACCAGAUGAUGAUGCAACCAGUUGGAAUACUCUCCAUGGAAAUCUGUGGAAAUUUGUGAGUGUCUUUGCUGGCAUACCAAAUCUCCUCAAACUCCUAUAGCUGCUGGUGUGCCUUCUCUGUAAUUGUAUCAGUGUUUUGGGCUCGGGAUAGGUCUUCAAAAGCAUUGACGUUCGGGAACUUGAAACUGCUCACCCCUUCACCUGCUAAUGGCAAAGUAGUACAACCAUGGCUAACAAGGGAAGUCAAAGUUAACAUAAAAGCAAAAGAGAGGGAAUACACCAAAGCAAAAAUUAGUUGGAAGACAGAGGAUUGGGAAACUUUUAAAACCCUACAGAGAGCAAUUAAAAGAAUCAUUUGGAGGGAAAAGAUGAAAUAUGAAAGCAAGCUAGCAAACAAUAUCAAAGUGGAGAGUAAAAACUUUUUCAAGUACAGUAUGUAAAAAGAUAAAAGGGAGAUGAGGGUGGAUAUAGGACCACUAGAACAUGAUGCAGGAGAAAUAAUAACAGGGCCAAGGAGAUACCAGAUGAACUACCUGAGUAUUCUGCAUCAGUCUUCACUACGGAAGACACUGGCAAUGUGCCAGAUGUUGAAGGGUGUGAGGGAAGAGAAGUGAGUGCAGCUACCAUUAGAAGGGAGAAGGUGCUCAAAAAGUUGUAAGACCUAAGGGUACAUAAGUCGCCUGGGCCAGAUGAACUGCACCCCAGUGUUCCAAAAGAGGUAGUGGAAGAGAUUGUGGAGGCAUUAGUAAUGAUCUUUUAAAAAAAUCACUGGACUCUGGCAUGGUGCCAGAGGACUGGAAAAUUGCAAAUGUCACUCAAUUCUUUAAGAAAGAAGGAAGGCAGCAGAAAGGAAAUUAUAGACCAGUUAGCCUGAUCUCAGUGACUGGGAAGAAAUUGGAGUCAAUUGUUAAGGAUGAGGUUAUGGAGUACUUGGUGACACAGGACAAGAUAAGACAAAGUCAGCAUGGUUUCCUUAAGGGAAAAUCUUGCCUGAUAUACCUGUUGGAAUUCAAUGAGGAGAUUGCAAAUAGGAUAGAUAAAGGGGAUGCAGUGGAUGUUGUAUAUUUGGACUUUCAGAAGGCCUUUCACAAGGUGCUACACAUGAGGCUGCUUAGCAAGUUAAGAGCCCAUGGUAUUACAGGGAAGUUACUGGCAUGAUUAGAGCAUUGGCUGAUUGGUAGGAGGAAGCGUGUGGGAAUAAAAGGAUCCCUUUCUGGUUGGCUGCCAGUAACUAGUGGUGUUCUUCGGGGGUUGGUGUUGGGACCACUUCUUUUUGUGCUGUAUUUAGAUGAUGGAAUAGACGGCUUUUCUGCUAAGUCUGCAGUGGAUACAAAGAUUGGUGGAGGGGCAGGUACUGUUGAGGAAACGGGUAGUGUUGAGGAAACAGGUAGGCUGCAGAAGGACUUGGAUAGAUCAGGAGAAUGAGCAAGAGAGUGGCAAAUGAAAUGCAAUGUUGGAAAAUGCGUGGUCGUGCACUUUGAUAAUAGAAGCAAAUAUUCAAAAUAUUUUCUAAAUGGAGAGAAAAUCCAAAAACCUGAGCUGCAAAGGGACUUGGGAGUCCGUCUGUAGAACACCGUAAAGGUUAUAGUCAUAGUCAUACUUUAUUAAUCCCGGGGGAAAUUGGUUAACUUGCAGGUUGAGUUGGUGGUGAGGAAGGCAACUGCGAUGUUAGCAUUCAUUUCAAGAGGUCUAGAAUACAGAGAAGGGAUGUGAUGCUGAGGCUUUAUAAGGCACUGGUGAGGCCUCACCUUGAGUAUUGUGAACAGUUUUGGGCCCCUCAUCUUAGAAAAGAUGUGCUGACAUUUGAGAAGGUUCAGAGGAGGUUUACAAGGAUAAUUCUGGGAACAAAAGGGUUAUCAUACAAGGAAUGAUUGAUGGCGCUGGGUCUAUACUCACUGGAAUUUAGAUGGAUGAUGGGGGUAUCUCAUUGAAACCUUUCAAAUGUUGAAAGACCAAGACAGAGAAGACAUGAAAAGGAUGUUUCCCAUGUUGGGGGAGUAUAGGACAAGAGGGCACAGACUCAGGAUAGAGGGGCACCCAUUUAAAACAGAGAUGUGGAGAAAUUUCUUUAUCCAGAGGAGGGUGAAUUUGUGGAAUUUAUUACCACAAGCAACUGUGGAGGCCAGGUCAUUUGGUGUAUUUAAGGCAGAGCUUGAAAGGUUCUUGAUUGAACAUGGCAUCAAAGGUUACGGGGUGAAGACUGGGGAAUGGGGCUGAGGAGGGGAAAUGAUCUUCCAUGAUUGAAUGGAGGAGCUGACUUAAUGGGCCAAAUGGCCUAAUUCUGCUCCUAUGUCUUCCGGUCUGAUCCCUCAAUGAGGACGGGUGUGUAUUUCCUUGUCUUCCCCUUCCCCAAAACCAUAAUGAAUUCCUGAUCUUUCUGAUAUUGAGUGCAAGAUUGCUGCAUCACUCAUCCAGCUGAUCUAUCUUGCCCUAUACACAUCUUCAUCACCAUCUGAAAUUCAGCCAACAAUAGUCAUGUAAUUGGCAAAGUUACAGGUUGUGUUUGAGCUGUGCCUAGCCACAGUUGUGGGUGUAGAUAAAUUUGCUGAUAUAUUACUCAAGAUAAAUUUCAUUAGUUCCUUGUGUUCCCCUUUCUGUUUUACAAUAUGUCUGUUUUUUUUUUAAAAAAGCUUGUUAGAAAUUGUUCAUUGAUUCCAUUUUCCUUGUGUCAGUUAUUUAAAUGCAGAAUUAAGCAGUGAUUGAACAGUUGAAAACUUUACUAAAAUUGAUUGGAUUGUUGUCCAUUGGAAAUGCUUUUGCCUUCCCUCUACACCUUCAGAUUUGAAUUUGCUUUUCUUAGCAUAUGAGUGGACAAGCAUUCUGUACUGAGGAUCCAUGAGUUAUGUUAUGGACCUCCUAGAAUGUGCAAAACCUCCAAGAUUUUAUGUCUGAUGCUCUCAGAAUGUUUUCACAAAUGAUGACUAAUAAGAAUGUAUGUACUUAUAUUUAAUAGAUACCCUUCUAAAAUAGUGAAUGUAUUAGAAAUUUGUAAAU
Messenger RNA from Mobula hypostoma (lesser devil ray), 6009 nucleotides. RefSeq names its product transmembrane protein 71 (gene tmem71). Lineage: Eukaryota; Metazoa; Chordata; Chondrichthyes; Myliobatiformes; Myliobatidae. The record is from RefSeq and is a predicted model, not a curated record. The coding region runs from base 170 to 1165 and encodes 331 amino acids. The transcript has 11 exons.